This is a messenger RNA of Cooperia oncophora, 849 nucleotides long. The record is from the annotation of a GenBank genome assembly. Lineage: Eukaryota; Metazoa; Nematoda; Chromadorea; Rhabditida; Trichostrongylidae.
AUGGCCAAGUCAAAGAAUCACACGAAUCAUAAUCAGAACAGAAAGGCUCACCGUAACGGUAUCAAGAGGCCAAAGAAGCAAAGAUUCAUGUCGAUGAAGGGUGUCGAUCCUAAAUUCCUCAAGAACUUACGCUUUGCCAAGAAGCACAACAAACGACAUACAAGUCACUCCAGGCAUUCCACGCUAAAUAAUCAAUCCUUGAAGAUGAGGGAAGAAGUAUUGCUUCGCAAAUUGCUUGCCGAUGGUGAAGGAACGGGUGAAGAACGCCGCUUUCAACUGCUCAACGGAUGUCUUCGAUUGCUUCGAAAUCCUAACACUGUGAGCAAGGCGGAGGCUGUAAAAGCACUGCGCUUAAUUGAUUCCCUUGAACUGUCAAUGCGAAAGCAACGCGAAAUUGCUGAGAUGAGUGAGCGACAUACGAAAGAAUACGAAGAAAUGGCAGAACGAGUGGAUAGAGAGAUAGCUAUAAGUCGUGAGAAAAUGGCUCAAGCGAAAAAGGAACUUACAGCGGCACGGCUUGUGCGUAAAAAUCGUAAAGAAUAUGCUUUGUUGGUUGGAAUGAUCGACGACCUUCCGUCCAGGGCAGAAACGACCAGGAAGUUGGAGGACAUGCAGGAAGAACUUAGUCAACAACAAGAACGACAGCAACAACUUGAAGCUAGGCUAUCUGAACGCAGAAAUCAUCUUCAUGCGCUCAACAUAAUACUCGCCAACUUCCAGAAGUUGCUUGCAGAUGAGGAUAACGAGUUAUCGAAUGAAGGUGAGCCUGGGGAGAGAAGGGACGACGACAAGGACGAGCCAAGAUCUCAGAGGGAGAAGUCCAGCGAUACUGCCGACACGGGAGAAUGA